Molecule: messenger RNA, 1011 nt
Organism: Parnassius mnemosyne (clouded apollo)
Lineage: Eukaryota; Metazoa; Arthropoda; Insecta; Lepidoptera; Papilionidae
Source: the annotation of a GenBank genome assembly
AUGGGAAACCAAAACAGUUGCUGCUGUUACCGUAGCCCAUCACCUACCAGGAAGGAUAUCGUAAAAUUAGAAGAGUAUCCUCCUGAAGGAGACUUAAGUUCUAAUAAUAUACAGCACAUAAGUGAAAGAGAACCUGAUGAUGGAGAUAUUGACCCUUCCCAAGAUCCAGUAGCAGGUACAAUUUUUAUGGAAAGGUCUAAAGCAUCAAUCGAAAAUGGUAUGACUAGAAAACGUAGUCAACAUCAAAUUGCUGAUAAUAAGUUGAAGAAAAGCAGUUCCUGUUCAACAAUUUACUUAGAUGAUAGUACAGUAUCACAGCCUAAUUUAAAAAACACUGUUAAAUGUGUAGCAUUGGCUAUAUAUUACCAUAUAAAAAAUCGGACAUCUGAACGUAGAUUAGACAUAUUUGAUGAGAAAUUACAUCCCUUGAGCAAAGAAGCUGUCAGUGAUGAUUAUGAUAAAUAUAAUCCUGAGCAUAAACAAAUUUAUAAAUUUGUUAGAACUUUGUUUAAUGCUGCCCAGUUAACUGCCGAAUGUGCUAUUAUUACCUUGGUAUAUUUAGAAAGACUUCUUAUAUGUGCUGACCUAGAUAUUGCUCCUUCAAAUUGGAAAAGAAUAGUCCUGGGUGCAAUUUUACUAGCAAGUAAAGUUUGGGAUGAUCAAGCCGUCUGGAAUGUUGAUUACUGUCAAAUUUUAAAGGACAUUACUGUAGAGGACAUGAAUGAGUUGGAAAGACAAUUUCUUGAGAUGUUACAAUUUAACAUUAAUGUCCCGUCUAGUGUUUAUGCUAAGUAUUAUUUUGACUUGCGCACACUUGCUGAAGCUAAUGAUUUAGCUUUUCCCAGUGAGCCAUUAAGCAAGGAAAGAGCACAAAAGUUAGAGGCAAUGUCUCGCGUAAUGGAAGAUAAGAUAUCUGCUGAAAUAGUAAAGAAUGGUAUUAAAAAGUGGUCAAGCUUAGAUAACGUCAAUUCUGGAGCAGGUGUUAGGCGCAGUGUAGCCAUAUUGUCUUAA